Molecule: messenger RNA, 2633 nt
Organism: Lasiosphaeria miniovina
Lineage: Eukaryota; Fungi; Ascomycota; Sordariomycetes; Sordariales; Lasiosphaeriaceae
Product: heterokaryon incompatibility protein-domain-containing protein
Exons: 1
Coding region: 105-2300 (731 amino acids)
Source: RefSeq, a predicted model, not a curated record
AUGGUCUUGGGUUGGGCCUGGUCUCGGGUUGGGCCAGGUUGCUGCUGGUGGUUGUCCAUCACAACACCCAUGUGUCUUCUAUUCCUAUUCACGACACAGCUACUAUGGACUUCUGGAACUUGCAUCUGGCACACGACCUCUACAAGCCGCUGGAGGGCACCCUGCCUCUUCGCGUCCUCCAGCUGCAUCCCGGCCCCGUGUCUGCCCCCAUCAAGUGUGAGCUCAUCGUCACCCAGCUCGAGCAGAUCGAAAAUGAGUACGAGGCUACCUCCUACACCUGGGGCUCUCCGGCAGACCCCCUGCUCAUAGAGUGCAAUGGCCUCGCCAUGCGCAUCCAGAGGAACGCCUUCGACAUGUUGGCCCACAUCCGGCACCCGGAUUGGCCGCGUGUCGUCUGGAUCGACGCCGUGUGCAUCAACCAGAGCGACAUCGAGGAGCGGUCGCAGCAGGUCUCCAUGAUGCACCAGAUCUACUCGUCCGCCGUCAGUGUCGUCGUGUGGCUCGGCCCAGCGGCCGACAACAGCCACCUGGCUGUCGAGUUCGCGGCGAGCCUGGAUCCGGCCAGAUACAUCGACGAGCUGGGCGCCGUCAUGAAGUUUGGGAAUUCCGUUGCCGCGAGGGAUGCGUUCCGGGACAAGACAUAUUUCUUCGGCGCAGAGCCCGCAUCUGCAUACGACAGGGAACUUGCAGUUGCCCUUGUCGCCUUCAUCAACCGCCCGUGGUUCAACCGUGUGUGGGUUCAGCAGGAGGCAACAGCCUGCCGAGACACACGCGUCUUGUGCGGCCCAGACACGGUGAGCUGGGACCACGUCUUUGCGCUGGCGUGGAUCUUGAUGCCGAUACACACUGCAAGCUGGCCAGACUACUUCCCGCACUCGUACCGAGAAUCCCAGAGCAACCUUGUGUCCAUCAGGUCGAUCCAGUCGAGCAGAUGGAUCCGCUUUCGCCGGUCCGACGAAGGCGUGCACGGCAUGACGGUGUUGAGUCUGGCCGCUGUGCUCCUCAAGGGAAACUCGUAUGCCGCCACAGACCCGCGCGACAAGAUAUUCGCCCUCCGCAACGUCUGCCACGGCAAUUUCAACCGCUGGGCCCCCGAAGCCGACUACCGCAUUCCGUGGGAGAUUCUGUACAUCGAGACCAGCCUGUCUCUUCUCACAAACGGCUGGCUGCCCUCGCUUUCUAGAGCCGGCAGGUCACGACACCCGCCCGACUCUGUCCUCCCGAGCUGGGUCCAAGACUACAGGCGGCUCGACGCGUCCGUCUUGCAGUCGAACCCGGAGCUGAUCGACCACUUCGAGUGGGCGGCGGGCGGGUUCAGCCCCGACAGCACAGGAGUAACCCCUGUCCUGACCAUAGCGGCCCGGAAGCGGGAGUUGCCCAAGCACCACCGCCGGAAGCUCGACCAAAAGCGCAUAUCAGACACGCUCCAGAGCUUCAAGGGGAGGACCAAGCAGCUGCUGCAGUCUUAUAUCAGCAUCCGGUGCCUGAUGAUGGACGAAAUCGUCUACGUCGGCCAGACCGUCUACGACCAUAUCCAGGAAGGAGGAGAAGCGCCGUCUCUUGACAGGCCGUCAUUCAAGCACUGCCUCGACUGCAUCCGGCAUGAUCUCGAUCAUCUCGACACUCGACUGUCAGGGACAUAUAUGAACGGUGACUCCGUCCUGGAAGCGUAUCGCCUGACUCUCAUCACAGCGACGGGCCGCCAUGGCGAGCUUGUCGGCGCGGAGUAUACUCGCGACCACUGGGACUCGUGGGUUCGAUGGCUCACGAGUGACGAUGAUAACGACGAUAUCAACGACGUCGAUCAUAAUAAUACAGCACAGAACCCAGCCAUGCCUUUGCUCGCCGACGCCUUCCUGAACUCGGGAGCCCUGUUCAACUUCCGCUUCGCAACCACAAAGCACAGCUACCUUUGUCUAGUCCCCGCCAUGGUCCAAGUGCACGACGUCGCCGCCAUCAUCAAAGGCUGCACUCUGCCUGUUGUGCUGCGGCCCUGGACGCCGCCCACCACACCCUCCGCAAAAUCUGCAACUGCAACUAAUAAUAGCACGUCGAAAAAGACGGACGAUGGAUAUUUCGAGCUGAUAGGCGAUGCCUACGUGCACGGCAUGAUGGUCAAUCAAGUCGCCUGUAUUAAUACUGAGCUGGGCUGCAAGGCGAGCCCCACGCCGGCGCAGCGGGAGAAAGUGAUGCAGGCGGCGCAGAGGAAUAACGGUGAGGUGUGGGAUGAGUUGGGCCUGGGAGGGAACUAUACGGAGGUCUUGGAUACUAUUGGGAUGCGCUGGGUGGAUUUGGUUUGAUAGAGAUUGUGGCACUGGAUAAAUUGGGACUCGUGUUUGGUUACAAUGAUCAAAUUAUCCAUAUUUUUUCUAUCUCCACAACUAUCCUCAAAUCCGUCGAGCACCACCUAUCGAUGCCGAAAGACGCGACGAGGGAUGUGUCAGCAAGCUUCGCAAGUGCGUGAAUGAUGUGAUGGUCCGGUGUGGUACGUCGGCCAUGAAUGAGACAGGAUCACAGCUCGAACGGUGAGGCGGAGAGCUGUUACGUAAUAAUGCCCUCCUGACCGAACUUUGCCACCAACUAGGCCACCGACGAUGAUUGGCCCCUAUAUAGGCCUUGAUGCCUACAUUUUU